Messenger RNA from Botrytis sinoallii, 1836 nucleotides. RefSeq lists its product as uncharacterized. The record is from RefSeq and is a predicted model, not a curated record. Lineage: Eukaryota; Fungi; Ascomycota; Leotiomycetes; Helotiales; Sclerotiniaceae. Bases 1 to 1836 code for a protein of 611 amino acids. The transcript has a single exon. Gene Ontology annotation, molecular function: protein binding.
AUGGAUCCAUAUCGGUACCAACCGAUCAAUCUUGGUCGACCUUCUAUUCGACUUCUCCGACUUCACAAAGGGGACUGGGCGGAUAAAAUUCAAGGCCAUUUUAUCAGUGCUUGGUUUGACGAUCCCGAUAUUAUCAUCCCAUAUUUCGCAUUGUCUUAUACCUGGGGUAACAUUGACAAAGUGGAAGAGGUUAUAAUUGACCGCGCCAGAAUCAAAGUGACUAUCAACUUACACAUGGCACUUCAGCAUUUAAGAUCUGACGAAGGAGAUCAAGUAUUUUGGAUUGAUGCUUUGUGUAUCAAUCAAGAAAAUGUCCACGAGAAAAUCCAUCAAAUCAGACAGAUGGGCGAUAUAUACAAGAAGGCUGAAAAGGUCGUGGUUUGGUUAGGUCAAGGGACUGAAGAAACUAACCUGGUGAUGGAUGCCAUGACCAGGCUGCGAAAGGCAAGUUUAAGUUGGCAUUCAACAGAGUGGAAAUAUAAGGCCAAUGGCUGGGUCGAUGAAAACAAUGAACACUUGACGAAUUCGCGCGAGCAAAUGAGGUUGAUAUUGGACCGACCAUGGUUUCGAAGAAUCUGGAUCUUGCAAGAAGUUGCCAAUGCUCGGCAAUCAACAACAGUACAUUGUGGUAACAGAUCUAUCACCGCUACGAUCUUCUCCCAGUUUCCGGCUCUGAUUGCUUUAAAACCUGCCGUACAUUGUCAAUCAGUUCUGGAUAUAAUGUCUGAAAUCUCGCGGAAAGAGUCUUGGUGGGCGCAAGGUCAGAAGCUUCACACGUUACUAGUAAAGUUUCGCGAAAGCGAGGCGACUGAUGAUCGAGAUAAGAUAUAUGCAUUACUGGGUAUGUCUUCAGACGCACAUAGGAGUAACAUCUUAGACCCAAAGUGCGACAAGUCAUCCCAACAGGUCAUUCGAGAAGCCGUCUCAUUCAUGUUAUCUGAAAGGUAUCCUCAACUGGUAGAUGAUGCGACACUCUAUCAAUUUCUUAACUGGAAUUUGACGAAAUUUUUAGAUAAUUUGGAAGGUUUAGAAGGUGCUAUUUUAAUGGAUGCGUUUGCGGGAGCAGAAAAAGGAUUCCUCAAGCUCUUUAUUGAAACAGAUGUGUGUCAAAUCAGCUCGAGAGGCUUUCAUGAUCGAAUUCCGGUGCAUUGGGCCAUUCAAAGAGACCGGCUCACCAUUUUAAAGAUACUACUUGACGCAUAUCUGUGUAGUUUCGAGAAGAAAGAUUCAGAUAAGCAAACACCAUUGUCGUUAGCUAUUCAAACAGGAGACGCUAAAAUUGUCGCGUUAGUUCUUAAUGCAGGCGCAGACAUUGAGGCAAUAUGCUCGAACGGCUUAACACCAUUGUUACUAGCUAUUGAAAAUGACAAAAUCAAUAUUGUUGACUUGCUUCUUCAGAGAGGUGCUAAAUAUAAAGCACAAAGCGUGAGUAGCUCCGGUAUGUUAUCACAAGAAAGCGAUAGAUCUGGCCAGUCCAUAUCCUCACUUUCAAUCCAAAAAAGUCAACUUCCAUUAUCAUUUGCAAUUGAAAUCGGAAAUUUCGAUAUCGCUAAAUUAUUACUCAACUAUGGAAACGAUAGUAUGGUUGAGUCCUUGGAUGAUUACAAUAGAGCCACACACGCUACAAAUCGCGGAACAAGUCUACGGUCGGGGGCUGAGCUCAGGGACGUCCAAUUAAUCCCAUUAAUCAAGGCAUUUAUCAAGAAGAGGUUUGGGCUUGAAAGCAAAGAUGAAAAAGGUCAGACACCACAUAUUGUCCAGCUUUUGCUUGAAACAAAAGAUCAUACAGGAAGAACACUAUGGCAGAAAAUGAAGGCUUCGCAUCGGGAAAGGUAG